Messenger RNA from Oncorhynchus kisutch (coho salmon), 2841 nucleotides. RefSeq lists its product as uncharacterized. The record is from RefSeq and is a predicted model, not a curated record. The transcript has 21 exons. The coding region runs from base 101 to 2791 and encodes 896 amino acids. NCBI's taxonomy places the organism in Eukaryota, Metazoa, Chordata, Actinopteri, Salmoniformes, Salmonidae.
UCUCCUGUCGGGGAAGAAAGACCUCACUGACCGUUUCUUGAUUGCCGUCAGUAAACUGGCUGUGGACCCUUCACAGGAAGUCAGGUUGUUUUGCCUAUUGAUGGCAGCUGUGGGCAUACAAGCACAACAGACACCUUCUAUAAAUGACCUCAACGCUGAAUGCCUUGGUAACGUUAUUCGUUUGAGUGUCGCUCCUCUUUUUGAAGAUGUUGAUGCUGUCUUCAAUGACACACAAAUCAUAAACCUGACGCCUGGCCUUGCUACUCAGUGUGGAUUCAGCUUUAAAUUUGACCCCAUGGGGAAUGCCAUGUUUUUUGCUUCUCUUCAAAACUGCUUUUCCCAAAACAUGGAUGAUAAGAUGUUCAGCUUGGUCAUGCAGUUCAGGCUGCCAGGAAACCACAUGACUGAAGACCCUGUUUAUAGAGUUGGCAAAACCUGUAGCUACACCCCCUGGACCUCCCGAGAGAUUCUGUGCGACCGCAACUACAUGGAGGUGUCUGUCAGAAGGACUCUUCCAGACAUCCAAACCAUCCCCAAACAGCCCACUGGGGGCCCGAAAGCAAGGAGCGGCAACUUCCGGAGGGGAGCUGAGGCUGUUGCUUCAGGAUACAAAAUGACAGCAGUCGUCUUUAGUCCUAGCAAGAAUGUCAUGAAUGUGGAUGAGGUCCAAAGAAAGGGCUAUGCAAUAGCCAACACUCCCACACGGCUGGUGUUAAGAAGCCCUCAUAAUGCAGAGGAGACAUACCUCCAGAAUGUAGCUGGGGUUCCGAUGCGGGUGCUCUCAACCUCAACCUUCUUUGAGCAGAAGUGGCUGGUUACUCGAGUAGAUGCCACGGCUGUUUGUCCAACACCAGAGGCAGUGGCCUUUACUCCAGAAGUGAUCACCUGGUACAUGCCCAAGCACAUAGACCCACUUUUCUCCUCUGAUGCCUUCACCAUGUUGGAGGUGUACAUGGGAAUUGACGCUAAGAGGCUGGACACUGAGGAAAUGGCUGCCAGAAACUACUCGGUUUUAGUCACAGAGGCUCAUAUUAUUGUUGAAAUUCCGGUGGGGGCGGUUGGCGGCUACUUCAAGAGCCAUAUUCAGGAUGACCAGUACUUUGUCACUUACACCAUUGAGCCCAUGCUUGAGUUGCUGUGGAUCGAGGAGGUCGCACACGAGAACACCAGCUAUAAAGUCCUCUUCCCUAUCACAACACCUCCGAUGGCCAGGCCUCCACAAGUUCGCAACUACACGCCCUUAGACACAGUUCCUGAGCAGGCAGUGUUUGUGCUUGAGUUGGGGACCUUCAACCUUGAUGUGGAGCUGCUGAACAUCACCUUUCCCACCAUGGUGCUAACUGUUGCAGAGUGCAACGCCAGGGGCUUCAAUGUUCAAGAGCAGAGAUCCCCGGACAACACCUUGAAGACCUUCAGGAUGGAGGUGCCCUUCUCAGACCCGGUGGUCUUUAAGGAGAGAAGGGCGGAACAAGGUGUCACAACCUUCACUCUUCAGCUGAUCUACGGCCUGGUCAUCUUUCCAGAGUACGCUCCUUUCUCUCACUCUGCCGUUGUGGACGCUGUACUGCUGGACAUUGUGCCACCCUCAGUCACUGGCAACUGUGAUCAGGAGAACUUCCACAUCACUGUGGACUACAGGAACCAAGAGCCCUUUUUUGUGGUCUUGGUUGGCAAGCGGCUGCUUAACCAUGAGUUUGCUCAACAGUAUUUAACAGAGGGCGACACAGACUUCACCAUCACGUUGCCCUUCUCUUCGCCGGACGCAGUGUUUGAGUCGGUUCACUCGUCCUCUGUCAGGAGCAGACUGGAUGUGGCUCUGUUGAAUCCUUACAACAACAUGACCAUCAAAUACUUUUCCCUGGCUUGCAGCUUCCUCAAAACGCUGACUGAGUGUUUCUCUAACGGAACGAUGACUGCGCUGGCAGUGAAGGUGGAGUCUGCUCCCGGUCUGAACCCCGGUCAGCUGACCCUGAGCGACCCCGCCUGUGGUCCCACCUACAGUGACGAUCGCUUCGCCUACUUCCACUUCACUGUGAACUCCUGUGGCACCACCAGGAAGUUUAUCAACAAUGUCAUGCUGUAUGAGAACGAAAUCUCCUUGCCAGAUGAACUUGAGGUGAAGCUGAAUGCCACGACGUCUUCAGAGGAGGAAUAUCAGUUAAAGGUUUCCUGCUACUAUGUGGCCAACAUCACUCGCACAUUGGCCUUUCUGACCAGGCCGCGUGACAACGAGCCUUUUGCCGAGACUGGGACUGGUCGACUAAUGGUCAGAAUGAGACUCGCUCAGGACGCCUCGUAUAACACGUUCCACCAGGAGGAGGACUAUCCAGUGGUGAGGUACCUUAGACAGCCUCUGCACUUUGAGGUGGAGCUGACCACGUCCUCUGAUCCCAAGGUAGCGCUGGUGCUUGACCACUGCUGGGCCACCCUCAACGAGGACCGUGACUCCCGACCCCGGUGGAAUCUCAUCAUUAAUGGCUGUGAGAACCCCGAGGAUCCAUACCGUGUGGUCUUCCACCCAGUAGAAGCUGACGCCAGGGUCCACUUCCCCUCUCACGUCAAACGCUUUGAGGUCUAUAUGUUUUCCUUCGCCGAGGAUGCGGUUGAGCAGAGUGGCCAGGUCUUUGUCCAUUGUGAUGUGGUCAUCUGUGAUGCCAGUAGUCCCACUGGCGGCCCCUGUAGUGGACAAUGUGUGAAUCAGGACAACCUGAAAAGAGGUCAACGACAUGUCAAAGACCUCUUUGAGGAGCGUCAUGUAUAUGUUUCUUCUGGAUACAUUCUUUGGGUGUAAUGUAUUGUUCUAACAUGACAAAUAAAGUGUUCUAUAUAAAACAAUCCUAA